Molecule: messenger RNA, 1581 nt
Organism: Synchiropus splendidus (mandarinfish)
Lineage: Eukaryota; Metazoa; Chordata; Actinopteri; Syngnathiformes; Callionymidae
Gene: tafa5l
Product: TAFA chemokine like family member 5, like
Exons: 5
Coding region: 700-1098 (132 amino acids)
Source: RefSeq, a predicted model, not a curated record
UCUCUCUCUCUCUCCCUCUCGCUCUCGUCUGUGACCAGCAUUUUGGCAGUGCUUUUCUGCUCAGGCUCUCACAGGUGACACUCGGUUUGGAACUUGGCCGCAGGCUCGGAGCGCGUCUUCCUCGCCGCUGCGCCGCCUGUGCGCGUAUUCGCGGACGCAUGACGCACUUUGCCGGGGCUUUUCUGGGGGGAGCUCUGCUGGUGUCGGACAAGUUCCCCUGCUGAUUGGUAGGUUGGUCAUGUCCGCCUGCGUUUGCCUCGGCUCCACAGACUGGCUCGGUACCGAAGUUGCUCGGGAAUAAGGCACAGAAGGAUGAAGAAGUGGACAAUGGUCAACGGCCAUGAUCUCUCUCUCUUCUGAGGCUGGCUUUCUCCUUUGAAACAGCAGACUUCUAGAUCAUAAAUAAUGUGUUGCGGGAACCUCCUCCGAGCUGCGUAAACUUGGCCAAACCCGGUGACAUUGCAGCCUCCGCGUUCUUCCCCGUGUGCGCCGCUGGACGCUGGUGAAGAUGCUGCCCGCCGGGGGGAUUUAAAAAAAAAACAGCAAAAGGAGGGAUUAUUAUCAGUCCCUCUUCCAUUGUCAACUCAAGAUGGAUGCCGAGGACAGGCUGCAGAGACGGUUUAGCCACUCAGCCACUGAUCUGCUCGACAUCUGAGAGGAUUGACCAGGUUCAAAGUUUGGAUCAAACGGUCCACAAGGAUGCAGUCUGGGGUGAAGACGCUCUCCGCAGGUGGAGGUGCGUCACUUUGCUGCCUGCUGCUCCUGUGGCUCAUUUACUCCCAUCUGCUGAGAGAAGGCCAGUUGGCGGUGGGAACCUGUGAGAUUGUGAUGCUCAACAGAGACAGCAGCGUUCCCAGACGAACCAUCGCGAGGCAGACGGCCCGCUGCGCCUGUCGGAGAGGCCAGAUCGCCGGCACUACCAGGGCGAGACCAGCCUGUGUGGACGCACGAAUUGUUCGGAGUCGUCAGUGGUGUGAGAUGUCUCCCUGCAUGGAUGGGGAAGUCUGCAGCCUUCUCUUCAACAGAUCUGGCUGGACCUGCACCAGGGGAAGUGGUCGCAUCAAGACUGUUACGCCUUUGCCAAAGGCGCCGUCGUAGGAUGCAGCAGACCAACCGAAAGUUUUCCAGGGCCAGCGUGGUGAUCUGCACAACACUCCAAACUAGUAAAGAUCCAUCCAUCCAUCCUCAUCUUUAUCCAUUGCAGCAGCUUCAGAAGGCCACGCCAAAUGCACUUCUCCCAAGGAACGUCCACCAGCUCCAACUGGGGGAUCCCGAGACAUUCCCAGGCCAGUGUAGAAAUCCAAUCCCUCCACAUGGUCCUGGGUCAGGCCUUCGGUCUCCUCCUAGCUGGCCGUGCCUGAAACACCUCCAAAGGGAAGCACACAGGAAGCAUCGUCAUGAGAUGCCUGAACCACUACUGAAUGUCAACUGACUCCUCACAACACAGAGAAAAAGCAGCUCUAAUCCGAGUCUCUCCCGACUGACAGAACUUCUCACCUUAUCUCUAAGGGAGACGCCCACCCUCCGUCUGACAAAACUCAUUUCAGCCACUUGUAUCAAGGAUCUCAUUCUUUUGUUCAU